Molecule: messenger RNA, 1491 nt
Organism: Drosophila subobscura
Lineage: Eukaryota; Metazoa; Arthropoda; Insecta; Diptera; Drosophilidae
Product: saccharopine dehydrogenase-like oxidoreductase
Exons: 1
Coding region: 173-1465 (430 amino acids)
Biological process (GO): glycolipid biosynthetic process
Cellular component (GO): lipid droplet; plasma membrane; mitochondrion
Source: RefSeq, a predicted model, not a curated record
CCGCCUUGUUAUCAGAGGAAUAAAUACACUUGUAUAGUCUGAUCGCUACUAAUAACUAUUCGGCUGUCGUACACGGCAAGAACACCAGAAGAAGCGAACCAUUUCGAACUGAUAAGGAAUUACUAAGCAACUAAUUAUAUAUUCGUCGUGGCUUUGCAGUGACCCCUACACAAUGGCAGCUAAGAAAUUGGAUGCCAUUAUUUUUGGUGCCACCGGUUUUACCGGCAAAUACACCGUUCUGGAAGCUGUGUCCGUUCUCAAGGGGCUGACCUGGGGCAUUGCCGGGCGUAACCAGGAAAAACUACAGUCGGUGCUUAAGGAAAUGAGUGCAAAGUCCAAGACAGAUCUUUCGCAGACACCCAUCAUCAUAGCCGAUGUGAACAAUGAGGCGUCACUUUUGGAAAUGGCACAGCGUUGCCGCAUUGUGGUGAACACUGCCGGGCCGUAUCGCUUUUUUGGUGAAAAUGUGGUAAAAGCCUGUAUUGAGUCAGGCACACAUCACGUCGACGUUAGCGGUGAGCCUCAGUAUAUGGAAUCCAUACAGCUGAAGUACAACGAUCUUGCCAGGGAGCGUGGAGUGUACGUAAUCAGCGCCUGUGGCUUCGAUUCCAUUCCCGCCGACUUGGGCGUUGUCUUCGUAGAGAAGAACUUUGACGGAGUUGUUAAUUCGGUGGAGAAUUUCGUCCAUUUUGGAGUCAAGGGCGGUACCAAAGGUACGGGCAGCGCUUCCCUCAACACUGGCACUUGGGAGAGUGCCAUUCACGCCAUCGCGAACAGGAGCGAGUCAAUCGCGAUACGCAGGAAGCUCUUCCCAGACCGUCUGCCUAAAUUCCAUCCCGAGCUGAAGCCACGAGCGCCACUAUCCAUUGCGAAUGAGGUGGGUAAGGUAAUCCUGCCCUUUCCGGAGACGGAUCGAUCGGUGGUGAUGCGUUCGCAGCGCUACCUUUACGAGAAUGAGAAGAAACGUCCGAUCCAGAUGCAAGCCUACAUGUUGUAUCCCUCGCGGUUGGUCGCUGGCGUUGUUGUCUUCUUCGCUGCUGUUAUUGGAAUCUUGGCCAAGUUUUCCUUUGGUCGUCAGCUGCUGCUCAAGUAUCCAAGCUUCUUUUCCGGCGGUAUGGCAUCUCGGGACGGUCCUAGCGAGGCGCGCAUGGAGCGUUCGUUCUUUAGAAUGACAAUGAAAGCCACAGGAUGGCCCAAAUCACAGAAGCUGGCCGAAAGCACAGACCAGUACUCCACAUUACCCUCCAAAACCUUAACAGUACAAAUAACUGGUCCUAACCCUGGCUACGGUUCCACCUGUGUCGCCUUGUUGUCCACGGCAAAGACCAUUCUGAAUGAGAGCGAUAAAAUGCCCAGCACAGGCGGAGUCCUGCCACCAGGAGCCGCAUUUUCCAAGACAAGCCUUAUCAGCGAGUUGGAGAAGCACGAACAUGGUAUUAAGUACGAGAUUGUAGCCAACAAGUAAAUUUUGUAUAUGUAUUUAAAGCGGGA